Coregonus clupeaformis (lake whitefish) is the source of this 2118-nucleotide messenger RNA. RefSeq names its product neuromedin-K receptor-like. Gene Ontology annotation, molecular function: substance K receptor activity. Gene Ontology annotation, cellular component: sperm midpiece; plasma membrane. Bases 145 to 1236 code for a protein of 363 amino acids. The record is from RefSeq and is a predicted model, not a curated record. The transcript is spliced from 5 exons. Gene Ontology annotation, biological process: G protein-coupled receptor signaling pathway; positive regulation of flagellated sperm motility. Lineage: Eukaryota; Metazoa; Chordata; Actinopteri; Salmoniformes; Salmonidae.
AGGGUUCUUGGACUUCACAACACCUGAAUGGUUUUGAAAUUGUGAUUUUUGUUCAAGAAGCGGACAAUGUUACCGAGGAUGACAUCGGAACGAAUCAUUCAUUGUCCAAAACGCCAAAGGGAUUUUGUCUAGUGUGAUAUAGAGAUGGAUAUAACAACGUCGGAACCGCUCAACGUCUCAACAACCAUAUAUUUUCAGGAUUAUGGAAACGAGACGACCAUCAAUCGUUUUCAACAGCCGGAUUGGCAAGUGGCACUGUGGGCAAUUGCUUAUUCACUGAUAGUGAUUGUGUCCGUUACAGGAAAUGUCACUGUAAUUUGGAUAAUUUUGGCCCACAAAAGAAUGAGAACAGUGACUAACUAUUUUAUAGUAAAUCUAGCAUUCUCGGACGUUUCAAUGGCUACUUUCAACACUGUCUUCAAUUUUGUCUAUGCUAUGCACAACGACUGGUACUUCGGGUUGGGAUACUGUAGGUUUCAGAACUUCUAUCCCAUCACAGCAAUGUUCUCAAGCAUUUAUUCUAUGGCAGCUAUUGCGGUUGACCGAUACAUGGCCAUAAUCUACCCUUUGAAACUAAGGCUAUCCUCCACGUCCACCAAGAUUGUGAUUGGUCUCAUCUGGGCGGUGGCAUUCUCCCUGGCGUUCCCCCAGUGUUACUACUCUGUCACCCAGUAUUAUCCACCACGGACUAUCUGUAUGGUCAACUGGCCUGAUGACUAUGGUGGGAAACACCAUCUCACAUACCAGAUAGCCAUGAUCAUACUGAUCUACCUGCUCCCCCUGCUGGUGAUGUUGGUCACCUACAGCCUCAUUGGCCAGACACUUUGGGGCAGUGAGAUACCAGGGGAGGCCUCAGACCACUACCAGAACCAGAUCCAGGCCAAACGCAAGGUGGUGAAGAUGAUGAUAGUGGUGGUGAUGACCUUCGCCCUUUGCUGGCUGCCCUACCACAUCUACUUCAUCCUGGGCAGCUUCAACAAUGAGAUCUACAUGCAGACGUACAUCCAGCAGGUCUACCUGGCCAUCUUCUGGCUGGCCAUGAGCUCCACCAUGUACAACCCCAUCAUCUACUGCUGCCUCAACCAAAGGUUUCGCUCGGGGUUCCGUCACGCUUUCAGCUGGGUCCCCUUCGUCAAGGUGUCGGAGGAGGACAAGAUGGAGCUGCAGCACACACGGACCUUCAGGAUGACCCGCACCAAGAACACUGUGGUCCGCCCACAACUCCACCCAACAUGAUGACCACACAACAGUCAAGCUCAUGAAAAGCUGAGGACAUAUUCAAGUGCAGCUGCUAGGAGAAGUCAAGUGAAACAAAUCAUGUUAUUAUUGUGGACAGUCAAGAUAGGUGUAGUGAAAUGUGUUUGUUUUACAGGGUCAGCCAUAGUAGUAUGGCACCCCUGGAGCAAAUUGGGGAUAAGUGCCUUCCUCAAGGUCACAUCGGCAGAUUCUUCGGCUCGGGUAUUCAAACCAGCGACCUUUCGUUUACUGGCCCAACGCUCUAACCACUAGGCUACUGCCCCAAUGGUAAGGAGAACUCCCAUGGCACCAUGCCUUGUCUGUUGCAGUGUUUAGGUAGUGAUAUUAUUUGUGUUGUUUUAGCGUAAUAUUGGUUUAUGUUGUGUCACCUGGCUUUGUAGACCACAUUGUGAAACGUGCAAGUGAACCCAGUUAUAAAUAUUCACUGAAAUAUCAAGUAACUGACAAAGGAGACAGAUAAAUUAACACAAACACACACACUGUUAAAUUUUACAGAAAUGAAUGAUGGGGUAACAUCUGCCGCAAUAUGAUUUGAGGAUUGGACUGUGAUAUAUAAAUAAAUAAAAAUGACACAGAAUAUCCCCAAUUGACCUCUGAACUAUGGAACCACUGUAUCUCCUGAGACUGUUCUUGGGGAAAUGAAAGUUCUCCACUAGAAUAUACUUUGAGUUUAUUUAAACUUUUACAGGGACAGUACACAUGAAUCAACGUUUCAGUAAAAGUGCCGGUUUUAGCCAGCCGGCUGAUUUUCAACCACAGUCCCUGGGCAGGUUAUUAAAAACUAUUACAAUAACAAUACAGACAGACAAUGAGUAGUGAACACAUGCAGAGCAACAUAGAACAAGCAACACAUAGCAGACA